AAGAACAUUGGCAAGAAAACUCAAGAGACGGCCAUGUCAGGUCUUAGACCUGGAUCUGAGUCUGGGACUGAGUCUGGCGUUGAGCAAUUGGUGCACAACGGAAUCAAGUUCCAUGAAGCCGGUCAGUUUGAAAAGGCUACCGAGUUAUUUAGACAGGCUGCCGCUCUAGACUUCCCGAUCGCCAUGUUUCUUUAUGGUGUGUCACUUCGUCAUGGAUGGGGCUGUAAAAAAAACGAACACCUGGCAUUCCAGUACCUUCAAAAGGCAGCUGAGCAUGCCGUAUUGGAUAUCAAUAGUCUUUCGAGCACAGUAAAUACCUCUGCUUCAAAGGGUGAGCUUAUUAUGGCCAUCUAUGAACUAGGUGUUUCAUUCCGACACGGAUGGGGUUGCAAGAAAAACAAGGAGACAGCCGUCUACUUUUUCAAAAUUGCUGCAGAUCUUGGAGAUGCUGAUGCCCAGAACGAUUUAGGACACUGUUAUUACAAUGGCCAUGGUACUAAAAAGGACCUUUACAUGGCAGCUAAAUACUAUCGAAUGGCCGACAAGCAGGGGCAGGGUAUCAUGGGAAAUUCCUGGAUUCACAAGGCCAAGUACGACAAGGCCAAGUAAUGAUAAUAAUGAUCAUAAUGAUCAUAAUAAAAAAAAUAAGUCUGGCCUUUUGUCUAUUAUAACUAUCUUUACAUAAUUUAUCUUUUAUAUAUAUAUAAGAAGUAAUUAAAUUAUAAGGCAAAGACUUCGAAUACGU
Messenger RNA from Phycomyces blakesleeanus NRRL 1555(-), 745 nucleotides. RefSeq lists its product as hypothetical. Gene Ontology annotation, molecular function: protein binding. Lineage: Eukaryota; Fungi; Mucoromycota; Mucoromycetes; Mucorales; Phycomycetaceae. The transcript has 3 exons. The record is from RefSeq and is a predicted model, not a curated record. The coding region runs from base 34 to 609 and encodes 191 amino acids.